GUGGAAAUGACAUGCAGUAAUACUGACUCGGCUCCACUAGAGGGAACUAGAGAUAACCGUCGCUUCGGUUGCGAAACAGUAGAAGAAGUUAAGGCUUUAGAAGCACAUGUGAGAGUUUAGAGUGACUUAGAGAAGUUAGUUGAGAUGACGUCAUUAGCUCACCAGUUGAAGCGGCUCGCUUUACCUCAGAGUGACUCGAGUCUGCUGAGCCGCCGUCAGGUCGCGUCGGUCCUGUUUAACCCUAAAGAUGCUGCCAGUGUGGAUCGGAGUACAGUCUAUGCCCUUGGUUGUACAGGGCUUGAUGAGCUGCUUGGAAUUGAGCCAGCAUUUGCAGAGUUUCAGGAAACCCUCUUUAGCCAGGCUUCUAUAAGCCUUGAGCGUAGCGUGCAGUCCAAGGAGGUAAACCAGAAACUAGACAAGGACAUCUCACAGUUCCUCAUUCGUCUGUCCCCAUACUUCCUGCUCAAGCCUGCGCUGAAGUGCCUGGAAUGGCUUGUAUACAGGUUCCACAUCCACUUGUAUAAUCAGGACAGUCUGAUUGCUUGUGUGUUGCCAUACCAUGAAACCAAAGUGUUUGUUCGAGUCAUUCAGCUUCUUAAGCUAGAUGACCCUACACACCGGUGGCAUUGGCUGCAUGUACUUCAGAAACCUGGAGUUCCUUUGGCAAGAGGGACACUCCUGACUCACUGUUAUAAAGAUCUGGGGUUUAUGGAUUUCAUCUGCACCUUGGUGACAAAAUCAGUUGAGGCUUAUUCACAGUUUGGUCACGACGGAAAAUGUGGGCAGCUGCGAGUGAUUUUUUCUUUCUAUUCGGCAACCAUUGUUCCUGCUCUGGAGGCAGUGGAGAAAGUGACCGAUUCUAUCAUAGCCAAGUUGCUUCCAUAUAUCCAACUGGGCCUGAGAUCAGAGCUGUUGGACUACAAAGCUGCCACAUACAUGAUUGUGUGUCAGCUUGCAGUGAAGGUAGUGAUGCAACCUGAGCUGCUGGAUUCGCUGGCACGACAGGUGAGCAGGUCAGUCAUUAGUGCUCCAGCACUGACUUCUGAAGGCUUGUCGUGCCUCAUCAUCCUCCUCCAAAACCAGAAAGAAAGUGUCAUCGGACAAAAGACGUUUGAAUACCUCAGUCAGGUUCCCUCUCUAGUGCCCACCCUGCAGUGUAUAGCAGCCUCCUACGAUAUCAGUUCCUUGCUGCACUACUUUCUGCCGAAGCUCACUAACGUGGUCUUCAUGCAAAACGAUGAGCUGGACAAUGAGCACAGUGCUUCAAACUGCAGGCUGCUCGAGUCAGUCAUUGAGAACCUUCCAUUUAGCACCAGCUUGGCGAACACAGUGACACGACUACUCCUUGAGGGAUACUUGUCUUGUGGUACAAAGCUUCCUGCAGACAGACUCUCCUCCCUUAAUCAGAAGAUCCAACCAGUUGUCAGACACAUUGAGCGCAAGUAUCCUGGUGCUCUGGAUGCUGUAUUGGUGAGUUGUACGGGUGAGAUGUGUUCAGCUCAGCAGAAGAACCUCCUCCAUCAGUUUCUGUCACUUUCCAUGUGCUGUGGAAAGCACCAGGUUCUGGCGAACUCCGACACCUCUCUGAUGCUCAGUCUGAAACAUCCUUUGUCUGCUGUGAGGAUUGUAGCUAUGGAACAUGUGAAAGAGAUUCUGACUUCUGGGCAGGGAGGCUUUGAUGAAGCAUUCCUGAAGGACGCGUUGCUUGAGAGGUUGAAGGAUGAUGUGCCUGAUGUUGUGCUGUCGACACUCUCAGCACUACGGCUCUAUCUCGGCCGCAUGAAUUCAGAGGAGACAACUUCUUGUUUGAUUUCUGUUCUUCACCGUGUCCAGCCAUCAGACACCGAGGCUUGGUAUUCAGUGUUGAAGGAAGCGGUUCAAGUUCUCGAUGACCUGCCAGUUUGGGAGACCAACCCUGAUCUGAGAGCCCAAAUCUGCUUGGAGCUGCUGCCUUUCAUGCUGAUAACAAAUUUUGUACCCGAGUCAGCAGAGCUGAAACUGGCGCAGUGUGUAGCCGAGAUGCGUCUACUGUCCCAGCAUCCUCUUACCCAGGGCUGGGCCAAAGUGUUGCGGGGGUUGCUGGAGAAAACCCCUACAGCAGAUGUUAUCAGAGUGGCCAACCAGAUGCUCAUCAGCACUCUGACGAAAAACCUGGCCCGCAUGGAGCCGUCCACUAAGCGCAAUGCUAUUGAGGGGGUGUGUGCAUUGCUGGCCAAGCAAGGUGCUGGAGUGAGAGAGAAGGCAGCGUUUGUGGUGCUGAUUUGUGCUCUUCUGCAGACUCUGGAGUCUCUGAAUGAGAGCACACACCUCCAUACAGCUCAGAUACUCCUGAGACUUCUUGAGCCCUCCUUGAGAAAACUCUACACACUAAAGACAGAUAAGCUAUGUGAAGGCCAAGACAAACCGUCUCUUCCCAUGUACGAGAUGCUUGCAGGAUUCAUACUGAAACUGCACACUGGACAAAAUACAGAAAGGGAAUAUAGCUUGCUGCUUCUUUCUCUGCUCCAGCACUUCAUUAACAGUCUCAAAUGUCCUGAGUCUACAUUUAAAGGCGAGCUCUGGUGGAACCCAGAGAAGCUAGAUAUGAAUACCUGCUGCUACCUGCAGUUGCUUUGCAGCCUGUUUGAUAUGGUUGUGUCUGGUGCUAGUCAGGGACCCCUGCUCUCCAGUUUUAGAGCACUCUUGCAGCCCUUAUUACAGGUUCACCUGAGUGAGCCAGAGCAUCUCUUUAAGUUUCUGUCUCUGCUGUGGGGCUACAGCAGUAACUUAAGUGACCAGUUAGAGUUUCAUGUGACAGCAGUGCUGCAGACCCAGGCACUGUGUGUGGGUAAAGUGCUGCUUACUGCCCUCCCGGCGAAAAAGCUUAAUAUUUUGGCAUCACACACUUCAUCAGUGGUGCCGUCUCUCUUGGGAUGUCUGGGUUGUGGGGUGAGGGAGGUGAGAAGGGCAGCAGUAGCAGUCUUGCAACCUCUUGCACAUGUCACCUCCACUCCAUACCACCCUCUAUUGGAGAAGCUGCUUCUAUCAGCUGAAGAGCUCAUUGCUGAUCCCUCCUACCUCACUCAGGCACUGUGUAGGCUGUAUGAGGAAGCAGUUUCUGUCACAGGGAAGGGCAGAAACAAGCUGCUCUUGGCUAUAGAGCAGCUUCUGCAGUGUGUGAGGUCUCCCGACUGCCCUGCCUACAUGGCCAAAGUAUUGCUGCGAGCCUUGCAAGAUGUCAAUGGAGAGUUGGUUUUGGCCAUCCUCCUUCCAGCCAUAGAGCGUUUGCUGGAGCAGUGUUCUCCAGACAAUCUCGUUUUUCUGCCAGAUGAAGCUCUGUUCCUACAGCUGCUGCUUGGGAAAUACAAUGAGGCAUCUGCCCCACUGCUUGCUCGAGAUGCUAGGAGCCUGGAGCUCUUUAUUGCUGCCUUGGGCACUUCUUUUAACCCCUACUCACACAUGGCCAGUUUCCAGAUCAUUGCCAUGGAGCAGAUCACCAAGUCCUUCUUUGUGGCCCUGGGAGAUGAGAACAUUCAGCAGAGGAUACUGGGAGUGAUGUUUGACCUGCUGGUAGACAAUAAAAACCCGACUUGCUCCCAGACCAUCAACAGUGUCUUCAAAGCGCUUGCUGUGGAUGCAGAGUUGGUAGCUAAUGAAUUGACCCCUAUGGACAAGCCAAAAAUGUCAGGGAGUGUGCAGCAAACUCGACGGAGCAAAGUACAGCCCAAGAAAGCACAGGAUACUGUAUCAGAGGGUGAAAUGGUGUCCUGGCCAAGGGUCACCUUUAUUUUGGAGCUCUUGCAGCACAAAAAGAAGCUAAAGAGGCCUCAGAUGUUGGUGCCAGCUCUUUUCAGCCUGCUGUCCAGAUGUUUGGAGGUGACAACAGAGCAAGGUAACACGGAGUACACCAAACAGCUUCUCCUCAGUGUUCUCCACAAUGUCUGCCAGAAGCUAUCCCCACAGGGUGGCCCCAUCAGUAAGGAUAUUUUGGAUGAAGACAAAUUUAAUGUAGAGCUAGUCGUUCAGUGCGUGAGGACCUCUAACACACCACAAACACACCACCAUGCCCUCCUGCUGCUCGGUACUGUAGCUGGAAUCUUCCCUGAGAAAGUUCUGCACAACAUCAUGCCAAUCUUUACCUUUAUGGGAGCCAACAUUAUGCGACUCGAUGACGUAUACAGCUUCCAGAUCAUUAACAGGACUGUGCAGAUGGUCAUCCCCGCUCUCAUUCGUGCUCAUGAGGGAAGUACUCAUCAAGAGGGACAAAUGCAGGGUGUGGUGACACGCAUCAUGCACGUUUUUGUUGAUGCUCUUCCACACGUCCCCGAGCACAGGCGUAUACCCAUCCUCAGGCAGCUGAUGGCUACACUGGGGCCUGCCAAUUUCCUCUGGGUCUUGAUGCUGCUCUUGUUCAAACAGCAUGCCACCAACACUGCAGUCAGCAGCACAGGAGCCGAGAAGGAAGCAGCACUGGAGCAGGAUCAAGAGUUCUGGGUCUUGCUAUGUUGCGAGUUUGAAGUCCAUGAGCAGCUUUCCUCUCUUAUUAAAAUUCUACAGUUCCUCUUGGCUCUUCCCAAGGAUAAAGAGGAUGUCCCAGAGAGGAGACGGACAAGAGGAACAGUACUUCAGAAGACAGAGGAAAGCACUUUAGAUCUGGUUUUUAAUGUCGAGGCCCAUAGUGGAAAAGAGCUGCGGCAUUUUAAGUUCCUCUCUGUGUCCUUCAUGGGCCAGCUUCUAGCCUCCAGCAACUUUGUAGGAAAGGUGGCUGAUUGUGAGGAUGUAACUGAAAACUCUCUUCAGGUGCUUCAGCAAAACUUGUUGGAGGAGAACCUGCGCUACAUCCACACCGUGGCUCUGUGUGUCGAGGACAACUCUGAUAAACCCACGGCCAAGUUUUGGAGAGCACUGCUUACCAAGUCGUAUGAUGUGCUGGAUAAGGUCAACGCUCUCCUCCCUACUGACACUUUCAUCAUGGUGGUGCGGGGCCUGAUGAGUAAUCAGCUCCCCUCAGUAAGGAGGAAGGCAAUGGAGCUGCUGAACAACAGACUGCAGCAGAGGACACGAUGGGAGGAGCAGCAGGUGACCGUGCUGCUGGAACUCAUUGAUGACCUCUUGAGCAUCGCGGGUCGAGGUUGUGUCCAGGUUGAAGGACAAGAGGAAGAAGAGCAAGCCAUUAACAGGCAGACAGCCCUUUACAGCCUGAAGUUGCUGUGCCGCAUUUUUGGCAGCCGCCACCAGAAGGCGUUCUUACCUGUACUGAGCAAGACGGUGGAGUUGGUGACAAACCCCAGGGAAGAGAAAAAUGUUAUGAGCAGCGCUUUGCUCUGUGUGGCUGAAGUCACGAGCACACUGAAGGCCCUCGCCAUCACCCAAAUACACAGGUUAAUGCCAGCAGUUCUACAGGCCCUGAAGGAGCGGAAGGACCUAUUUACCACAGAGGUGUAUCUGUUGAGUGCAAUUACAGCCCUACAAAGAACAGCAGAAACUCUCCCUCAUUUCAUCAGCCCUUACCUUGAGGACACCAUAUUGCAGGUUGCACGGCUAACACAGGUUGCUGAGCGUCUCACCACCUGCCCUCAGCUGGCUGUUAGACUCUCCUCCCUGAGUUCCACACUCGCAACAAAGGUGCCACCCAGGGUUCUAAUGCCCACCCUGGCAAGGUGCUACAACAGCAUGGUGGACUCUCAGCAGAGCCAUCUUCGUCCUCUGUUGAACAUCCUGAAAGAGCAUAUUGGUCAUAUGGAAAAGGAUCAACUCAAUUCCCACCAAUCAGAGCUCACGUCCUUCUUCCUGUCAGCUCUGAACUUCCGGACCAAACAUUGUCAGGGAGAUCUGGAAAAGACGGCUGAGAUCGAGGGUUGUAUCAUAGACUGUCUUCUCGCAAUGGUAAUGAAGCUGUCAGAGGUCACAUUUAGACCACUGUUUUUCAAGCUUUCUGAUUGGAGUAAGACAGAAGAUGCACCUAAAGACCGGAUGCUGACCUUCUGCCGGCUGGCUGAUUGCAUCGCAGACAGACUGAAGGGCUUGUUUGUUCUGUUCGCCGGACAGCUGGUGAAACCAUUCUCAGACCUUCUCCGCCAACUCAAUACUGCCCAAACUGACGAGGCUUUCUUUGACUCGGAGGAGGAUGAUGUUGCCCUGCAGAAGAGCAGUCUGCUGCUGCAAUACAUAUUGGACUGUCUCCAUAAGAUCUUUCUGCAUGAUACCCAGCGAUUCCUCAGUAAAGAACGAGCGGAUGCACUCCUUGUCCCCCUGGUGGAUCAGUUGGAAAACAUGUUGGGCGGAGAGCAGGUCUACCAGGCCAGAGUCACCAAGCACUUGGUUCCGUGUGUAGCGCAGUUCUCUGUUGCCAUCGGUGAUGACUCGCAGUGGAAAGUUCUCAACUACCAGAUCUUGCUGAAGACACGCCAUAGUUGUUCCAAGGUGCGCUUCUCUGCUCUGCUGAUGUUAGUUGAGCUGGCAAGCAAACUAAAGGAGAACUACAUGGUGCUUCUGCCAGAGAGCAUCCCAUUUCUGGCUGAACUUAUGGAAGACGAAUGCGAGGAGGUGGAACACCAGGUACAGAAGACAAUUCAGGAGAUGGAGUUGAUUCUGGGAGAAUCCUUACAGAGCUACUUCUAAUUACAGCGUCUGACAGAAAACUAAUUUUAAAAAAACGUUGUGCAAGUGAUUUGUAAAUUGUAUUUUCUGUUUUACAUAAAGCAGCAAGUCUAGAUGAUUUGCCUCCAGUUCA
Messenger RNA from Tachysurus fulvidraco (yellow catfish), 6712 nucleotides. It is a transcript of the gene heatr1, whose product is annotated as HEAT repeat containing 1. Gene Ontology annotation, cellular component: t-UTP complex; small-subunit processome; 90S preribosome. The record is from RefSeq and is a predicted model, not a curated record. The transcript has 45 exons. NCBI's taxonomy places the organism in Eukaryota, Metazoa, Chordata, Actinopteri, Siluriformes, Bagridae. Gene Ontology annotation, biological process: positive regulation of transcription by RNA polymerase I; maturation of SSU-rRNA from tricistronic rRNA transcript (SSU-rRNA, 5.8S rRNA, LSU-rRNA). The coding region runs from base 145 to 6600 and encodes 2151 amino acids. Gene Ontology annotation, molecular function: snoRNA binding.